Molecule: messenger RNA, 534 nt
Organism: Debaryomyces fabryi
Lineage: Eukaryota; Fungi; Ascomycota; Pichiomycetes; Serinales; Debaryomycetaceae
Exons: 1
Coding region: 1-534 (177 amino acids)
Biological process (GO): phospholipid transport
Cellular component (GO): mitochondrial intermembrane space
Molecular function (GO): phosphatidic acid transfer activity
Source: RefSeq, a predicted model, not a curated record
AUGGUUCAAGUAUUUGAGAAUGCCCAUGUGUUUAACCAUGAUUUCCCCACGGUUAGUCUCGCAUAUUUAAAUAGGUACCCCAAUCCAUACGCAAAGCAUGUCUUGAGUAUUGAUACGCUUGAAAGAUAUGUGGAUUCAGAUGGAUGUCUCAGGACUACAAAGAUCAUUGUGAAAACGGGAAGAUUGCCCAAGUUCAUCAAGCCAUUUUUAGGGACUCAUUUAGACUCGUGGAUCAUCGAGAAAACCAUCAUCAACCCCAAAACAAAUAAGAUGCUCUCAUACACGUCCAAUGUGGACCACAGAAAAUUCAUCAGAGUCGAGGAGUACUUGAAGUAUUCAGCAGACAGUCCGUUCAGUACAUUGGUGGAGAGUAAGGUGAGGUUUUCGUCCAAUUUGUUUGGAUUCAAACAGAAAAUUGAAGAAUGGAGCCGGAAUAAGUUCUCGUCUAACUUGGCCAAUUCUAGGGAAGGCUUGAAGUAUGUGGUUGACAAAUUAAACGAAAGAAAAGAAGUAUGGAUGAGAAGAAGUACAUAG